Molecule: messenger RNA, 3927 nt
Organism: Olea europaea var. sylvestris
Lineage: Eukaryota; Viridiplantae; Streptophyta; Magnoliopsida; Lamiales; Oleaceae
Product: putative disease resistance protein At3g14460
Exons: 3
Biological process (GO): defense response to other organism
Molecular function (GO): ADP binding
Source: RefSeq, a predicted model, not a curated record
GUGCUUACUGAUGCUGAAAACAAGCAAACAGCAAACAGAGCUGUGAAGCUGUGGCUGAACGAUCUGGAAGAUUUGGCUUAUGAUCUUGAAGACUUGGUGGAUGAGUUGAAUACUGAAGCAUCGCUGCGCAAAAUAAGAAAAAACAAAGGCAGCAACAGUAAGGUAAAAAAGCUUAUCCCCACUUGUUGUACUAAUCUUUCUCACAGUGAUUUCAUGUUUGAGCGCGGGAUUACUUCCAAGCUAAAAGAGAUCAGUAGCCGGUUGGAAGCUCUAUCCGAACAGAUAAAAAUGCUCAAUUUGGUGGAGACUGUGAGGGGGAGGCCUUAUGAAAGAUUGCCAACAACUUCGCUUGUGGUAGAAGCGGAAGUUUAUGGAAGAGAGGAGGACAAAGAGAAAAUAAUCGAAAUCUUAUUUGAUGAUGAAUCAAAUGAUAAUUCAAUAUCUGUGAUUCCAAUUGUGGGCAUGGGAGGUGUCGGCAAAACAACUCUUGUCCAACUUGUGUACAAUGAUGAAAGAUUGAAGGACAAGUUUGAUCUGAAGGCAUGGGCUUGCGUAUCAGAUGAUUUUAAUGCUGUAAGUGUAACAAAAGCCAUUCUUGAGGAAGUUUCUUCUGGUGGAAGGUGCGAUUCUGAAAAUUUUGACAAGCUUCAGGUCAAACUAAAGGAAAACCUUUCAGACAAGAAGUUUCUAGUAGUUUUAGAUGAUAUUUGGAAUGAAAAUUAUGGAGAUUGGGACAUCCUACGCCGUCCUUUUCUUGCUGGAAAACCUGGAAGCAAAAUCAUCAUUACAACUCGACAAGAAGGAGUGGCUAAAGUCAUGUCCAAAAUUCCAGCAUACCAUCUGAAUCUGUUAUCAGAGGCCGAUGCUUUGUCAUUGUUAGCUCAACAUGCAUUUGGAUCUAAAACUUUUGACGCAUGUCCAGGUUUAAUAGAGAUUGGUAAGUCUAUGGUAAGAAGAUGUAAAUACUUGCCCCUGGCAGUAAAGGCACUUGGGGGGCUUCUUCGCAUGGCAGUUGGCCCUGAAGAAUGGGAAGAGGUGUUGAAAAGUGAGAUUUGGAUGGCUGAAGAAAAGAGUGAAAUUCUUCCUGUUCUAAAACUGAGUUAUUUUUAUCUUCCUCCGCAAUUGAAAAGAUGCUUUGCUUACUGUGCUCUCUUUCCCAAGGAUUAUGAGUUCGAAAAGUUCCAUCUAGUGCACUUGUGGAUGGCGGAAGGUCUUGUGCAAGAAUCGAAGAAAGAUAUGUUAAUUGAAGAAGUAGGUAGUCAUUAUUUUAAUGAACUGUUGGCUAGAUCUUUCUUCCAGAAAUCAAGUGCCAAUGCUUCACGUUUUGUGAUGCACGACCUCUUUAAUGAUCUAGCUAUGUCUGUUGCUGGGGAUAAAUGUUUGAGGAUGGAUGAUAAGUUGAAGGAAAAUCUUCCUAGAACGAUUUCUGAAAAGGUCCGUCACUUGUCAUUCAUGCGGCGUGAGUACGAAACUUACCAUAGAUUUAAUAUUCUUGACAAAGUACAAAAAUUGAGAACAUUUUUGCCACUAUCUGUUGAGACGUAUUAUAGCCCAGAUAGUGAAGGUUUCUUAUCCCAUAAAAUUUUGCAUCACCUAUUACCAAAAUUGUCCUGCUUAAGAGUGCUAUCGUUGAAUGGUUAUUCGAUAUAUGAUUUACCAGAUUCUAUUGGUGAUUUAAGACAUUUACGAUACCUAGGCCUGGCUCAAACGUUACUGAAGUGGUUGCCUGAAUCUAUGAGCACCCUCAUCAACUUACAAGUGUUGAUUCUAAGAGGUUGUUGUAAUCUUACCAAAUUACCUAUAAGCAUGGAAAAUCUUAUUAAUCUUCGGCAUCUGGACAUUGCUUCUACUCCUGAAUUACAUGAAAUGCCUCAGGGAAUUGCUCAACUAGCAAGUUUGCGAACAUUAACUAAGAUGACUGCAAGUAAAACUAACGGAAUGAGGUUAAAGGACUUGGGCAAUUUAUCAUUUCUACGGGGUGAUAUUUCUAUUGAGGAAUUGCAAAAUGUUGCGAAUGUUCAAGAUGCAAUGGAUGCGAACCUAUCAGAUAAACCUAGCCUUAACGAAAUAAGGUUGGCAUGGAGCGAAGACUAUGAUGAUUCCCGGAAUAAAUUUUUUGAAUUGGAGUUGCUUAAUGCAUUAAAGCCCCAUGAAAAUUUAUCAACACUUGAGAUUAAGUAUUUCGGGGGUGAAAGUUUCUCUAAUUGGAUUGGAGAUUCAGCAUUCUUUAAGUUAGCAAAGAUAAGUUUCAGUUUUUGCAAAAAUUGCACAGCUUUGCCACCAUUAGGGCAACUACCUUUGCUAAGAGACUUGAGCAUUCGUGGCAUUGAUAAAGUACAAGUGAUUGGAGCUGAAUUUUAUGGAAAUAGAGGCCAUGGAGAAUUACCUUUCCCAUCACUCAUUAGUCUGACUUUUGAGGAUAUGUCUAACUGGGAGGAAUGGCAUGGAAUAGAAGGUGUUAUCAAACUUCCUUUGCUAUGCGAAUUGAAGAUAAAAGGUUGUUCAAAGUUGGUCAGGGUUCCAGAUCUCUUACUGCCAUCCCUUCGUGAAUUAAGAGCUACAGAGUGUAAUGAGGUGGUGCUAAAUCAUAUGAAGAAUUUGGAAUCGUUAGCCAAAAUCGAAUUGAAAAAAAUUUUCGGAUUAACUUCUGUUAUCAAAGCAUUUGUACAGUUUCCUUUUACACUUGAAGAUUUUGUAGUUGACGGAUGUGACGACCUUGUGACUCUAUGGCCAAGUGAUAAUAGCAUACGAAACCUAGUUAAUCUAUGGAAAGUGUGUGUUAGAAGUUGUUCUCAGCUAUUGUCCCUUCAAGAGAUUGAUGUUCUUCCGGGUCUUAGGAGGCUUGAGAUAGAAGACUGUGACGCUCUGGAAUUGUUGCCUGAUAAAAUGACUUGUCUUGAGCGGUUGGAAAUCAGAAUGUGUCCAUCAUUAAAGAUGAUGAUGAUGCUACAGGAUUGCUGCACCUCGCUCAUUAUCCUGGGGAUUGGUCAUUGGCUGAAUUUGAAUUUGACAAAUUUGCUAGGCUCUGGCCACAGUUACCAAAGUCUCACUGAACUAGACUUAUGGUUUUGUGAUGGUCUGGAGUCGUUUCCCCAUGGAGGCUUGCCCACACCAAAUUUAAAAGUUAUUCGGAUAGCUAACUGUCAACAUCUCAAGUCCUUACCCGAUCGGAUGGAUCUACUUUCAUCCCUUUCCGAGUUGGGUGCGUAUAAUUGUGCUUCAUUAAUGGAACUCUUUCCCCAAGAGAAUAUUCCCCCAAUUCUGUCUGAGCUGGGGGUCACAAGGUGCGGGAAACUAAAGCCCCUGGGGGAGUGGGGCCUACACAAACUCACCUCUCUUAAUUCCUUUGGUUUUGGUGGAUGUCCAGAGCUGAUUUCCUUCGCUAACAAUCGUGACGAAGAACACUGUGUGCUUCCUCCAUCUCUAUUUGAGUUGAUGUUGAAUGAUCUGCCGAAUCUGGAAACCCUAUCAAAGGGCUUCCAAAAGCUCACCUCUCUUCGAUUUUUAUUCAUCGCAAAAUGCCCUAAGCUUGAGGCGUUACCUAUGGAUGACCAGCUUAAAAAGCUCUCGGUUCUUAUGAUUAAAGACUGCCCACUUCUUAAGAAACGAUGUUUGAAGAACAAAGGAGACUACUGGCCCAUCAUCGCCGACAUUCCUCAAGUGGAAAUCGAUGACCGUUCCAUCUAUAAUCCAUGUCCAUAAAUGUAAUUGCACGAGCUUAUAUUUGAUGGGUUGCUAGAAGGAGCCAAGAAGAAAGAGGAAAAAGAAGCUAAAAAGCGUAAACAACUUGCAGACGAUUUAUAUGAUUUUUUGUAUUCUUCAAAGGUUCACUGGGGAGGAAAGCUUUUUCCAGGAGAUCUUUGAUGAAGUGAUAACAGAACUAAAUGAGAAGUCAAAAGAGGAGGGGAAGCGGAAGGAGGAAAAGGC